This is a messenger RNA of Rhododendron vialii, 1473 nucleotides long. RefSeq names its product IAA-amino acid hydrolase ILR1-like 3. Gene Ontology annotation, cellular component: endoplasmic reticulum. NCBI's taxonomy places the organism in Eukaryota, Viridiplantae, Streptophyta, Magnoliopsida, Ericales, Ericaceae. Gene Ontology annotation, molecular function: IAA-Ala conjugate hydrolase activity. Gene Ontology annotation, biological process: auxin metabolic process. The transcript is spliced from 5 exons. The record is from RefSeq and is a predicted model, not a curated record. Bases 114 to 1445 code for a protein of 443 amino acids.
CAUCUACAGCGGCAUAGAAAAUUCGGCAAAAUAAACCCCAUAAACCAGUAGUACUGAUUGACUUGCGAUGAAACCAUUUCAUUUGAUUCCUUCUUGGGCUGGGUCUGGGUGUGAUGGAAAGCCUUCUUCGCCUAUGCUUCUUUUGGCUUUCUUUAUUGAUCCUGCUACUACCAACGUACUGGCAUCAUCAUCAUCAUCCCGCAGGCGCAUGGGCUGCGGCGAGUGGGCCGGAGACGGAGUUCCCGGGCCGGGAGCUUCUGGAGUCGGCGAGGGAGCCCGAGUUCUUCGAGUGGCUGAGGUGGGUCCGGAGGAGGAUCCACCAGUACCCGGAGCUGGCGUUCGAGGAGCACAACACGAGCCGGCUCGUGCGAUCCGAGCUCGACUCGCUCGGGGUAGAGUACGCCUGGCCGUUUGCCGGGACUGGGGUGGUGGCUUCGAUUGGGUCUGGGGAGAAGCCCUGGGUUGCUCUCAGGGCUGACAUGGACGCCCUCCCCAUUCAGGAAUUGGUAGAGUGGGAGUACAAGAGCAAGGUUGAUGGUAAAAUGCAUGCUUGUGGCCAUGAUAUUCACGUAACAAUGCUGCUUGGGGCUGCCAAGUUGCUUCAGGACAGAAAGGAUAAACUGAAGGGCACUGUCAAGCUCGUUUUCCAACCCGCAGAGGAGGGUUGUGGUGGUGCUUACCAUAUGCUGAAAGAAGGUGCUCUAGAUGGGGUUGAAGCCAUUUUCGGGUUACAUGUUUGGCCUCAAUUACCCACGGGUAGCAUCGGUUCUAGACCUGGUCCCAUGAUGGCUGGCUCAGGCAGGUUCACAGCAGUAAUUCAAGGGAAAGGUGGACAUGCGGCUGCCCCACACAGAACUAGAGACCCCGUUCUUGCUGCAUCGUUGUCAGUUCUUGCACUCCAACAGAUUGUUUCCCGAGAGACAGAUCCCCUCGAGGCUAGGGUAGUCUCAAUUGGGUUCAUCGAAGGUGGCCAAGCAGGAAAUGUAAUCCCCGAGACUGUGAGAUUCGGUGGCACUUUCCGAAGCAUGACUUCUGAAGGAAUGUCAUAUCUUCAGCAAAGGAUCAAAGAGGUCAUUGAGAUUCAAGCAUCUGUGCAUCAGUGUUCUGCUGUGGUGGACUUCAUGGAAGAGAAACUGAGGCCUUAUCCGGCAACCGUUAAUGACGAAGCAAUGUACAGACACACUAAGAGGAUCGGAGAAACAUUGCUUGGGGAAUCCAAUGUGCACCUUGUUCCGAUGACUAUGGGAGCAGAGGACUUCAGCUUCUAUUCUCAGAAAAUGGCGGCUGCGUUUUUCAGUAUAGGGGUCAUGAACGAAACAAUGAAAUCGCAUCGAAAUCUGCAUUCCCCGUACUUUAUUGCUGAUGAGGAAGUUCUUCCCAUUGGAGCAGCUCUCCAUGCUUCGAUUGCGCUCUCUUACUUAGAUGACUAUGUCCAGGCUCAGUAGAUACUUUGACAUGCUGUCCUCUAUCAUG